This is a messenger RNA of Microsporum canis CBS 113480, 504 nucleotides long. RefSeq lists its product as hypothetical. The record is from RefSeq and is a predicted model, not a curated record. Bases 1 to 504 code for a protein of 167 amino acids. The transcript has 2 exons. NCBI's taxonomy places the organism in Eukaryota, Fungi, Ascomycota, Eurotiomycetes, Onygenales, Arthrodermataceae. Gene Ontology annotation, biological process: endosome organization. Gene Ontology annotation, cellular component: BLOC-1 complex.
AUGUCCGUAUCAACGUCUAUUCCCGAUGCCCGUCUUGGCCUCACGUCGUCUGAGUGGCAGAUGGUUGUGCACCAGCAGCAGAUCGCAUUACAAGGGAGCCAUAAUGGCAGCAUCGCAAGGGGGAGGGGGAUGGCGAGGAAUAGCAACGCCAGCUCGAGGGCUGCCAGCGCCGCCAGCACGCAGGGGAGGCUGCUCCUGGAUCCAGACAGCCUCCAGGCCCUCUACUAUCAGCUCGACCACCUCAUGAGGGACAUCCAACGGAGAAUUGACUACUUGAACGAGCAAUCUGAGAUCUCGAUACAGAACACCUACGACCAGGCAGGCAAUGUCGUUGCAGACGCCGACAAGGAAAUCGCACGAGUCAGACAGAUAAUCCUCUCCAUCGACGAGCUAGAAACCGAAUUCGAUAAGAUCCGGCGCAUCAGAGACAUAGUGAAAUCGUUUCGCUCCCGGGUUGAAAGCCUCGAUAGUCGGCUUGACCAUGCUCAGCGAAGGAGACGCUGA